GCAACUUCAUAUACGUCCGCCAGUGAAGAGAGCAGCUUGAAAAUAGGAGGAGUCUGAGCGGCGAAAACGAUAACAGACAAUGGUUUCUGUCACGUGCAGUCAGCACGUGGCAUGCAGCCGUCCGUUAGAGGGCUGUUGGUUGCACCACCAUCGCAGGAGAACUAGAUACCAUGCAUUUGAUGCCACUUGGGUAAAUACGCUUGGGCUACGGCUGAAAUGGAUAAAUUGUCAAUUAUCCCAGUGCAGACUUGGUCCAAUUCAUUACUCCCCUUCCCCACUGGAUUUCCUCUGUUUUUUUUUCGGCGGCGCCGCCAUCUGAUGGAAACUCCCUCGGCAUGAUCCUUCUCACGGGGCCUAGAAGUGUGGCGCUAUGCUGGAAAGGACCAAAGCCACGAAGCUUCUUUGCAAGGGAGUCCCCUCU
Cantharellus anzutake is the source of this 421-nucleotide messenger RNA. RefSeq lists its product as uncharacterized. The transcript is spliced from 2 exons. Lineage: Eukaryota; Fungi; Basidiomycota; Agaricomycetes; Cantharellales; Hydnaceae. The coding region runs from base 80 to 319 and encodes 79 amino acids. The record is from RefSeq and is a predicted model, not a curated record.